AUGCUGUGCCGAAUCCAACUGCAUAUUGUGCUAUUGCUCGCUCAGCUGCUGGUGCUGCCUCUGCUUCAUGCCUCGCCAGUGUCUAGUCCAGAGAUAGUCAACAAAUCGGCCAAGUCACCCAACAGCGUUCUGUCACAGCAGCAAACACAACAACAACAACUCAAGUCCAGCACAAAUGGCCAGGAUACGCAUCUAAAUUCGUUGAGUGCAUUUGCCACCAGCUACGAUAGCUUGGCUUCGUCUCAGGCACAACUGCAGCCGACAGCCGAGGCGGGUUUCAAGCCCUCCUAUAAGAUGCCAGAAAUGGAAACGAACUUUACACCUAUGCAAAGUGGCAACAUCGGCGAUAACCCCACCAUUGCCAAUAUGCCCAGCACGCCCAUGUUGAUGCAGUAUCUGCCGGCGCAGUCGCUGCAGGAUGGAAGUGGCACUGUGCAGUAUUUGCAGCUGAUACCGACCCGUCCCAUCAUUGUGCCAAUCAGUCCCUUUUUGACGGCAGCUGCCACUGGUGGCGUUCAGGCGUCCUCACCCGUCCUUACACCUAACUUGAGUGCCACACCCGAGUUUGCAACACGUGGAUCUACUGUACAGCUUGGUGCUCUGCCCUCCAAUACGGCCGUCACGGGUUUACACUAUGCUUCUGCCGGUCUGCAGGGUUACGCGAAUUCCAUUAGCCCAGUUGCCGCCUAUCGCAGCAGCUAUCGCAUCAAUCGUGAGGCUAAGGAUAAACACUUUCCUCCCACUUUCAGCCUUAAUCUUAAUGAGUAUCUGCCCUCAGCUGCAGGUGGUCAUGAUGCCGCAGCUGCCGGAGCAGCAUCGCAUCCCCAUACUCAACUCUACAUCAGAGCCAGACAAUAA
Molecule: messenger RNA, 858 nt
Organism: Drosophila innubila
Lineage: Eukaryota; Metazoa; Arthropoda; Insecta; Diptera; Drosophilidae
Exons: 1
Coding region: 1-858 (285 amino acids)
Source: RefSeq, a predicted model, not a curated record